GCAGAUAGCAGAGGGUAGGACUCUUUUCUUUACUAAAUCAUUUCUACGCACUGAAGUCAAUUCCUUAAUUUAUCAAAAGUGUCAUAUAAGAAAAUACAAUAAAGAUGGAAAGCGCUAUCGAAAAUCGCGAAUGCUCUAUCAUUCGGAAGUUCCAAAUGCACCUACGACACAAUCUUAUAUUCAUUCUGACUCUCUCGGCUGUCAUCUUUGGGUUAACAUUAGGCUUUUUAUUGCGUCUAGCCGAACCGUCAUCAGAUGCACUACUAUGGCUGGGUAUGCCCGGGGAGCUAUUUUUACGUUUGUUGAAAAUGAUGAUCAUUCCUUUGUUGGUGUGCAGUGUCAUACACAGCACUGCAUCUUUGGACCCCAAGUCCAACGGAAAGAUCAGUGUUGUGUCCUUCACCUACAUAAUGCUUACAAACAUGGUUGGCUGCCUCAUAGCAAUAGUGCUCUUCUUCGUCAUCAAACCAGGUAGUGAAAGUCCUCUUGUGGAAGGAAAACCAAACGUAUACGAGGCCGCCCCACAGGAUUUAUUUGCAGAUUUACUUAGAAACAUAUUUCCAGAUAAUGUGGUGGAGGCAACUUUUCGACAGUCCCAAACGAAAUAUACCCAUGAAAAGGUGGAACAAGUUUCAGUGGUUGAUAAUGCAACCCAGAGAAACAUCUCAACUAAUCAAAAUGAACAUCCUGAUGCUCAAAAGGUUGUAAAAUCAGUUGGGAAAACAGAUGGACCAAAUAUACUCGGUAUAAUCGUUGUCUGUAUGUUUGUGGGAACGGCUGCUGGCAGACUGGGAAAGAAAGCCAAACCGUUUCUGGAGUUCUUUGCAGUUGGCAACGAGAUCGUAUUAUAUGUGCUCCGAUGGUUCCUUUGGAUAACCCCACUUGGUGUAUGCAGUCUAAUCGCAAGCUCCAUAGCAGGUACCCGUGACGUCAUAGGCACCUUCUCCAACCUUGGACUGUAUGUUCUGACUGUUACUCUUGGGAUUAUUCUUCACCAGACGGUGUUUCUGUCCGUUAUCUUUUUCCUUACCUUAAGAAGAAACCCUUUUACGUUCUUUAUAAGUGUUGGACGUGCCUGGCUGAUAGGAUUCGCUGCCACCAGCUCAGCCGUAGCUAUUCCAGAAAUGUUUGAGGCUUGUGACAAUAAUCACAUCGACAAGAGGGUCAGUCGAUUUGUCAUUCCUUUCUGUGCGACGAUUAACGCUGAUGGCAGCGCCCUCUUUAUCACCGCCUCAGUUAUGUUUAUUGCAAGCAUUUCCGGUAUUCCGCUGGUAUUUGGAAAAGUUGCAACUUUUUUUUUAGUGACCUCGAUAUCGAGCCUCGCCCUCCCCUCUGUCCCUAGCGCCAGUAUCGUCACCCUCAUCAUGGUUCUGACUUCGCUCAACAUUCCAGUUAACGCCGUGUCCCUGCUAUUUGCCGUGGAAUGGUUCUUGGAUCGAAUCAGAACUGCUGCAAAUGUUUUAAGUCACACCUGCUGUGCUGCCAUUGCGCAUCGUUAUUGUGGACAGGAUCUCGGGACAACAAAAGAGCUGGGAAUGCUUGAACAGGAAAUGGAACUCAUAGUGCAUGCACCAGAGACCCGUAAUUGCAGCGUUUCAGUUGACGAGGCACCAAAACAACACUAGGACCGGAAAUAAUUGAGGAAGAAAUGGAAUUCAUAGUACAACCACCAGUGAAGUGUAAUUCUUGAGGUCCCGGAU
Molecule: messenger RNA, 1700 nt
Organism: Magallana angulata
Lineage: Eukaryota; Metazoa; Mollusca; Bivalvia; Ostreida; Ostreidae
Product: excitatory amino acid transporter-like
Exons: 11
Coding region: 105-1625 (506 amino acids)
Biological process (GO): L-glutamate transmembrane transport
Cellular component (GO): plasma membrane
Molecular function (GO): L-glutamate transmembrane transporter activity; neutral L-amino acid transmembrane transporter activity; glutamate:sodium symporter activity
Source: RefSeq, a predicted model, not a curated record